CUGUUAAAAUCAAUAACCUUUGAAAUUAUUGUCAUUGGAGCUGCCAUUGUUUUUGGAGUUGUCAAGUUUCGUCACCUUUUGUCACUUUUUAUCAUCAUUGCUAGAACUUUCUGGUAUUACCAAAUUGUAAUCUUUGGAGUUUUCAUCGCUAGAGCUACCACUGUCUUUAAAAUUUUCGUUGCUAAAACUUUCUGG
This is a messenger RNA of Racocetra persica, 195 nucleotides long. Lineage: Eukaryota; Fungi; Glomeromycota; Glomeromycetes; Diversisporales; Gigasporaceae. The record is from the annotation of a GenBank genome assembly.